AUGGAACCUCUAGCAAGAACGCUGCCGCCAGGGGACGAAAACAUCACCCUGGACUACUGGUCGCUCGAAUACAUGGACCUGCCGGAGCAACUGUCAUGCCCAGUGUGCACCUGUGGAUUCGUGACUCCAUACUCCACAAAGUGUGGCCACACCUUCUGCCGGCUGUGCAUUCUGUCUACAAUGCGUGUGGCGGACUCGGGCAACCGCUGUCCCAUUUGCCGCAGCCAAAUCGACCCAGAAACGCUACAGCCAGCGCCCCUGGUGCUGGUUGAUCUGGUGAACGAGCUGCAGGUCAAGUGCCCGUUCACAAACCGAGGCUGUGCACAUGUGGGGCCCCGAAGCCAGAUGGAAAUGCACUGCCGUCAACAGUGCGACUAUGCACAGGUCCCAUGUCGCGGCAAGACGGAAGAGGGGACAGUAUGUGGCGAACUGGUGCAUCGACGCUAUGUGGCGGAAGAACAUAUCAAGGAGUUGCAACAGCGUCUGCCGGGCGUUACGUGUGUGCAUACCAAGGUCACGUGCUUGCAAGGAUGCGACGUGGAAAUGCCCUUCAUUGCUUACAUUGAUCACUGCAAACAGGAGUGUACAGAGUCACAUUUGAGCUGUCUAUUCUGUCAGGAGACAAUCACCGCACAGCUACAUGACGAUCACAUGUCCGAGUGUUCGGAACGACCCAUUAGUUGUCCGGCCGAGAAGUUUGGGUGUCGAUGGGAAGGUGCAAGACGUCUGAGCCACAUUCAUACAGCUUCCUGCACGUAUUCUCAGCUGGCACCUGUUUUGGAAGCCCAGGAGGAAAAAAUUGAAGGCCUCCGACACGAGAACCAGGCGCUACGGUAUCGCCUAGAUCGUCUGGAUCUCCAGCAGUCUGCAGAUGCGGGCUUUGAGCUGCUUCCCAGUGUCACGCGAGACGAUCUACAAGGUGUGCGAACUGAGUGUGACAAGAUGAGAGGCGACAUCCUGGCCAUCAACCAGUUGCUGGCGGACUACGAGGUGAACACGUCGAUGCAGACGAUGCGGGAAAACAUGCGGACUCGAGACGACAUCCAUGCAAUUGUGAAUGUGGUUUCAGGUCUGCGUCACCAGAUGCAUUUAUUGAUGACUGAGCGACGUCGGCAUUUUGUGGGCCACUCGGUGCCUCCUCUGGGGACUCCUCCUGUUCCCAUGGAGGGCAGUUCAUCCGAAUGGAGCUCUACUCCUCCAGAGCUACAGCGUCGAAGCAGCGAUCCUACCAGGCAGGAGGUGAAGCUAUAG
Yarrowia lipolytica CLIB122 is the source of this 1251-nucleotide messenger RNA. RefSeq lists its product as uncharacterized. Lineage: Eukaryota; Fungi; Ascomycota; Dipodascomycetes; Dipodascales. The record is from RefSeq and is a predicted model, not a curated record.